Caenorhabditis bovis is the source of this 1233-nucleotide messenger RNA. Lineage: Eukaryota; Metazoa; Nematoda; Chromadorea; Rhabditida; Rhabditidae. The record is from the annotation of a GenBank genome assembly.
AUGGGAGAAGCUCCGAAUCGAUAUAAACAACAAGAGCCAAAGUCGAAAAAGAAAAAAGACGACGAGACAUCAACGGAUGUUCAUGACAGUUUGCCAAUGAAUGUUCCAUUCAAAAUAAUUGACGGCGUUCGUCAUCUCUCUCCAUACUGGACCAUAUAUCGUACAAGGACGAAGGGAAGGUGGAUUGGGCGAAAGCUUGUAGAUGUAUUUACAGAAGAGUUUCUUUCAACAAAUGUGAAUUAUGCUCGAGUUGCGUGCAAAUUGGGACGAAUUUACGUCAACGGAAGACAACUUCGAGAUCUCGACUAUGUCAUGAAAAACAACGAUGAAGUCCAUCAUUGGGCUCAUCGACAUGAGCAUCCUGUCAAAGAUUUGCCGAUUCGAAUCAUUCAUGAGAGUGAUGAUCUCCUUGUCGUCGAUAAGCCGCCAUCACUUCCGGUGCAUGCUUGCGGCCAAUAUGCGAUUCAUACAGUGUUGGGACAGCUCAGAGAGCAUUAUGAUAGAAAAGGAUUACGGGUUCUUCAUCGUCUUGAUCGUACCACCUCGGGAAUUUUGUUAUUCGCUAAAAACUAUGAGACCGAUUUAGAGUUUAAAACUACAUUGAAAGACGGGCAUUGGACAAAGGAAUACGUGUGCAAAGUUGAAGGCGAAUUUCCAGAUGGCGAAAUUGUUUGCGAUCAGCCGAUUGGGCCGCUAGUCCUCUCAAUGGGCAUUCAAUGCGUUAAAGCGGAUGGGAAACACGCGCAUUCAAUAUUUAGAAAAUUGUGGAGCGAUGGUAAAGAAUCAGUGGUGAAGGUGAACAUCACCACCGGCCGAACCCAUCAAAUCCGCGUGCACGCUCAAUUCUUGGGUCAUCCCAUUGUUGGCGAUAGUGUUUACAAUUCGACAGUUUGGGGAAAGACGAAAGGCAAAAAUGGCGAGUAUGAUAAAAAUUUUGACGAGCUUUGCAAAGACGUUCAAUCGGCUCAUAAAUGCCAAAAUUGGCACGAGGAGCGAAACGAGGAAUAUGAGAAGCUUAUGGAAAAAAUGGCCGUCGACGACGUUGCGCCGGAACCCGAGGGUUUGCAACGAGAACGCCGGCCUGAUUUUGAUCCAAUUUGUUUGAAAUGCAACGUUCGGACGAAGAAUGUGCCGCCUGAGCAUUACCAACUUUUUCUUCACUGUUUGAAAUAUGAAACACAGAAAUGGAGCUUCAACACAGAGUUGCCCGAUUGGGCUGUAAUCAAGGUUUAA